Molecule: messenger RNA, 1512 nt
Organism: Trichophyton benhamiae CBS 112371
Lineage: Eukaryota; Fungi; Ascomycota; Eurotiomycetes; Onygenales; Arthrodermataceae
Exons: 1
Coding region: 1-1512 (503 amino acids)
Biological process (GO): heme biosynthetic process
Cellular component (GO): mitochondrion; mitochondrial membrane
Molecular function (GO): protoheme IX farnesyltransferase activity
Source: RefSeq, a predicted model, not a curated record
AUGGGAUGCAUCUUGACUUUGAGAAACGGUCCUCCACCACAGCAUGUCCAGCUACGGACCUUUGCAGGAGCAGUGAGAUACUUGCAGAACGAUACUCGAUUAUGUCCGCGAUACCUACGGAAGUCAUACUUUUCGUCCCAUGACCCAUUGACGUCCGGCGAGCUUAGACCUAAAACCUUCUUGCCGUGGUCACGGUCCGUCUCCUCUACGCAGCAGUCUGGGGUUCUCUUCAGUUCGAAAGCCCCUACCACAUAUACUUCAACCGAUGAACCGAUUUCAAUACCACAGAGCACUGCGGAGGCAGUGCAAGAGCUUCCUCAUCGACGGAGGCAGCGGCUAAAAGCCCAAGGCGGAACCAAUUCCCCGGAGCAAGAGCUACGCCCUGAUGCAUCUUCACAGCUCUCGAGCAUUUCUUCGUCAUUGCCUAAAUCUUCUUUGAAGGGAAAACUAGCAGCCUUUCUUGCCCUUACGAAGCCACGACUGUCCUUUUUAAUCGUUCUGACAGCUACUACAGCAUACGGUCUCUACCCGGUUCCUUCGAUAUUACAUCUCGACCCAACCGUCACCCCUCUACCGACUCUCUCUACUUCUACGUUGACGUUUUGUUACCUGACUGUGGGAACAUUCUUAUCAAGCGCUAGUGCCAACACAAUAAACAUGCUUCUUGAGCCUAAAUACGAUGCCCUCAUGUCUCGAACACGCAAUCGGCCUUUGGUUCGAAAACUUAUGUCUACCCGUGCAGCCGUGUUCUUCGCUAUUGGAACAGCAACCGCUGGUCUUACUGCCCUCUAUUUUGGCACGAAUCCGACCGUAGCCGGCCUGUCAGCCGCCAACAUUAUCCUAUAUGGCUUUAUAUAUACCCCAUUGAAGCGGAUCUCUGUCAUUAAUACCUGGAUUGGGGCUGUGGUAGGUGGGAUCCCCCCUCUAAUGGGCUGGGCGGCUGCGGCCGGUCAAACAGCGAUAACUGGCCAUGAUACCUGGAAGGAUCUCUUGUUUGGGCCAGGGAGCGCGGGGGGCUGGCUCCUAGCUGGCCUCCUUUUUGCGUGGCAGUUCCCACACUUCAAUGCCUUGUCUCAUCUAAUUCGGGACGAAUACAAAAAUGCCGGAUAUAAGAUGCUUGCAUGGACCAAUCCAGCGCGAAAUGGCCGUGUAGCUUUGCGCUACUCCCUCUUAAUGUUCCCUCUAUGUGCUGGUCUGUGGUGGGCUGGAGUAGUUGAUAAGGGUUUUUUGAUUGGCGGCGUACUCAUCAACUCCUGGCUCACCAGGGAAGCCUAUCGGUUCUGGAAACUUGAAGGAGCUAAGGGGACUGCGCGAGGCUUGUUUUGGGCGAGCGUGUGGCAUCUACCGCUGUUAAUGGUAGGCACACUUGCUGCCAAAAAGGGGAUUUGGGACGGAGUUUGGAGUAGAGCCAUGGGCUAUGCAGAGGACGAUGAAGACCUCGAUGCUGAGGAAAUUGAAGAGACACCUGAUGUACUCCCUCCUCUGCCAACAUCACGGGUCCAGACCCCAUAA